AUGCCUAUCGAAAGAAUCGACCUUGAGGCGCAACAAGAGACGGAUGCCGUUUUAUUUCUUUCUGAAGAAUACCGUGGGACUUUUGGUCGUCGAAGGCGUCUCUCAUCUUGCACAAUUGGAGAUGAGGAUACCAGCAGCCACUCAAACACCCCAGCCCUCCUCCUCGAACAGGGUGAACUUGAACUCAAAGCAAUAAGGCUACAGAAUAGGACUAUACAAGCCGGUUCCUUUCUUGAAGUACGCUCAUUUCUUUCCGGAAAAUAUCUUGUUGAGUUUAUUCUGGUCAAAAUCCUAUUUCGAUGCCGGUCUACAAAUGCGGUCAAAAUCCGUGGCACACCGUUCCUGAGAAAUCGUUCAGCUUUAGCAAAGCUUCCAAAGAAGCCAAACGAAAAGCUGGAGGUUUGUUACGCUGGACAAGGGAGCCGUCGGAAGCAGGUUGAAGAAUCUCUUGUUCGUAUUGACCCCAGCGAAGUCUCGCGGAGAGAAUAUAGAAUUUCCAACGAGAUACUCCGCAACAGAUGGCGAGGAACUACCGCCAAAGGAGGCUCAUGGAACCCCUUUUCAGGCGGUCACCUCAUCGACCUGGAGUCUGAGCGGCCCAGCGAGGAAGAUCGAGGCCACGGUCAGCGGUACACGAUAUUUGACUCUUGUUCCGGUGCUGGCGGGGUAUCGCGAGGAGCCCUCAUGGCUGGUUUCAAAGUCCAAUAUGCAUUGGAUAAAGCGCCCGAGGUUUGGGAUACCUACCAAGCAAACUUUUCUGAAACCGAACUAUUCAAGAUGUCGCUUGACCAAUUUCUAUCCAGCCCGCAGACGAGUCAUAUGCGAGUUGAUGUUCUACACUUUUCUCCGCCCUGUCAAUUCUUUUCGCCAGCACACACACACGCAUCAGAACAUGAUGAUACAAAUAUCUUUGCCUUAUAUGGCUGCAAUCAACUACUCAAAAAGUUGCGUCCCCGUAUAAUCACCGUGGAGCAAACAUUCGGGCUUACGCAUGACCGGCACGAGGAGUACUUCAAUGGCUUCCUCGGGGACUUCACACAGCAUGGAUACUCCAUACGCUGGAGAGUCAUAAGGCUUUGCACGUGGGGAGCUGCUCAAGACCGGAGACGCCUAAUCAUUAUUGCCGCCGCACCGGGCGAGAGACUUCCAACCUUCCCCCAAGCUACACACAGUCGUGAGGGCGGCAAUGGACUGCUGUCCUACAAUAGCAUCGGAAAGGCGCUAAGGGGCAUCCGCGCAGGAGAUGAUCUUCAUGACCUUGAUAAUGUCCAUUAUUUCGAUCCACCGCGAGCGCCAUAUGACCCAGAGCGCCUGGCAGGGACCGUCACCACUGGUGGAAGUGAUUUUUACUACCCUGACGGCACACGAAAGCUCACUCUCAGAGAGUAUGCAAGCUUGCAGGGAUUUCCGAAGUCGCAUCAGUUCCUCGGUACGAAAACAUCCAUCAAACGGCAGAUUGGAAACGCGUUUCCCCCAAACACAGUCCGUGUUCUAUACAAGCACUUAGAACAAUGGCUCUUGAACGAAGACCGUAUGAAACCAUUCACCAGCAACCAGGACACCAUCCUCAUUGAGGAUGAUUCCGAGGCAACAGCCAAUUUUACAGAUGAUUCUGAGGAUAGGUCACGCCACUCUCCGGACAUGAUGGACGGAAAUAUUGUUGAGGCUUUCGAUAUCCAACAACAUCGACGCGGCAGAUACCCAUGGGCAGUCGAGGACAUGGUGAUUGACUUGACCUAG
This is a messenger RNA of Fusarium musae, 1740 nucleotides long. RefSeq lists its product as uncharacterized. Gene Ontology annotation, molecular function: methyltransferase activity. Gene Ontology annotation, cellular component: nucleus. NCBI's taxonomy places the organism in Eukaryota, Fungi, Ascomycota, Sordariomycetes, Hypocreales, Nectriaceae. Bases 1 to 1740 code for a protein of 579 amino acids. The transcript is spliced from 2 exons. The record is from RefSeq and is a predicted model, not a curated record.